CGUCCCUACAUCGACGAGGCCAAGCGGCUGCGGGCGCAGCACAUGAAGGAGCAUCCCGACUACAAGUACAGACCCCGGCGCAAGCCCAAGAACCUGCUCAAAAAGGACAGGUAUGUCUUCCCUUUGCCUUACCUCGGGGAAACCGAUCCCUUAAAGGCCGCCGGGCUUCCCGUGGGGGCCACUGACUCUCUGCUGAGCUCCCCGGAGAAGGCCAGGGCUUUCCUGCCUCCCACCUCAGCACCUUACUCCUUACUUGACCCCAGCCAGUUCAGCUCCAGCGCCAUUCAGAAGAUGACUGAGGUUCCUCACACCUUAGCCACCAGCACCCUGCCCUACGCCUCCACCUUGGGAUACCAGAACGGGGCGUUUGGCAGCUUGAGCUGCCCCAGCCAACACACCCACACUCACCCCUCGCCAACUAACCCGGGCUAUGUCGUGCCAUGUAACUGUACCGCUUGGUCGGCUUCCAGUUUGCAACCUCCAGUUGCCUACAUAUUAUUCCCAGGCAUGACCAAGACUGGGAUAGACCCCUAUUCUUCAGCACAUGCGACUGCCAUGUAACACCCACCCACACCCCCACAGGCGUGUGUGUGUGCGUGUCCCUCCCCGGGUGGCAGCUGGAACUGGGGAUUCCUUCGUGUGCAUGUACAUAAAACCUGCAGAAGCAAAAGGCCACCCGGAGCAGGACUCUGCUGCCCGCCACCGGGCCGGGACAGACGCGGACGCUGCCUCGGGGACACGGAGAUGCUCUCGCCUAAACCUCGCCCUGAGAGCUGGCCCCAGGCUCGGGGGGGAUCUGCAAUCGCGGGGUCAGAUAGGAGCCCGGCACUUGUAAGAGUUGUAAAUGUGUCUAAAAACAACAACAACAAAAAGCGAACCUUGAACUGCCCUUUCGGGACAAAGCGGGGGAGAAAAAG
Messenger RNA from Fulmarus glacialis (Northern fulmar), 917 nucleotides. RefSeq names its product SRY (sex determining region Y)-box 14 (gene SOX14). The transcript has a single exon. The record is from RefSeq and is a predicted model, not a curated record. Gene Ontology annotation, biological process: anatomical structure morphogenesis; negative regulation of transcription by RNA polymerase II; positive regulation of transcription by RNA polymerase II. Gene Ontology annotation, molecular function: RNA polymerase II cis-regulatory region sequence-specific DNA binding; DNA-binding transcription factor activity, RNA polymerase II-specific. The annotation marks the transcript as partial. NCBI's taxonomy places the organism in Eukaryota, Metazoa, Chordata, Aves, Procellariiformes, Procellariidae.